AUGGGCGGGGACAAUCGCUCGGUGGUGACCGAAUUCGUGCUGCUCGGACUUUCAGACUACUGGGCCAUGCAGCGUCUCCUGUUCGUGCUCUUCUCCGUUUUCUACGUGGCGAUCGUGUUAGGGAACACGCUCAUUGUGCUCACGGUCAUCUCCGACCCCCGCCUGCACUCCCCCAUGUAUUUCCUGCUGGCCAACCUCUCCUUCUUUGACAUCUGCGUUUCCUCCACUGUGACCCCCAAGAUGAUUGAUGACACCUUAAGGGAAAGCAAAAUCAUCUCCUUUGGGGGCUGCUUCGCUCAGAUGAUCUUCAUUCACAUUGUUGGGGGUUCUGAGAUGGUGCUGCUGGUGGCCGUGGCCUAUGACCGCUACGUCACCAUCUGUCGUCUCCUCCACUACGUGGCCGUUGUCAUUUCCGUGGUGGUGGCCUGGGUCGUCGGACUCAUCCACGCCUUGAGCCAGGCAGCGUUUGUCGUGAACCUGCCGUUCUGCAUCCCCAACGAAGAGGACAGUUUCUUCUCUGACUCUCCUCGCGUCAUCCAGCUGGCCUGCACGGACACGUACCGGCUGGAGUUCGUAGUCACGGCCAACGGCGGGCUCAUCUCAGUGGGGACUUUCCUCCUCCUGAUCUUCUACAUCUUCAUCCUGUUCAGUGUCUGGCAUCGCUCUUCCUUCGGGCUGUCCAAGGCGUUCUCCACCCUGUCUGCUCACAUCUCGGUGGUGGUUUUGUUCUUCGGUCCUUGCAUCUCUGUGUACGUGUGUCCAUUCCCCACUUUGACCUUCGAUAAAUUUCUUCCGUUUGAUGCGGUUGUCACCCCUGUUCUGAAUCCCCUCAUCUAUACCUUCAGGAACAAGGACAUGAAGAUGGCGAUGAAGAGACUGGGGAGUCACUUGGCGGGUUCAGGGAAAACCCUAAAGAAGACUUUGUUGAUAAGGAGCAUGAGAACUUGUGAGCUUCUGUGUCUUUGGUCACAAACAGCAUCAUUGAUUUGGCAACCAGGACGCCUUACAUAUCCUGCGGUGGCUGCAUUUCUUACAUGGUCUUUAUUUGCAUCAUUCAUUAGGCAUAAAUUGAGCAUGCACUGAGCACUGGUCAUUAGGUAUUUAUUGGGCAGCAGACAUGCAUUGGACAUUAGGCAU
Messenger RNA from Ornithorhynchus anatinus (platypus), 1137 nucleotides. RefSeq names its product olfactory receptor 4F6-like. Lineage: Eukaryota; Metazoa; Chordata; Mammalia; Monotremata; Ornithorhynchidae. Gene Ontology annotation, molecular function: G protein-coupled receptor activity; olfactory receptor activity. Gene Ontology annotation, cellular component: membrane. Gene Ontology annotation, biological process: G protein-coupled receptor signaling pathway. The record is from RefSeq and is a predicted model, not a curated record.